GGACGCGGGCGGGAGGGUGUUUGGGUGCCGAGCGAGAAACGCCAGAAAAUGUCGCCGACGUGAGUUCUUCUCCCUUUUCUCCCUCGGCAAAGAUGCAUUCGUACAGGAGGAGCACCAGGCCGAGCAGUUUCAAGACGUACGUGGACAUCGUGGAGUUCGAGGAGAGGCCUGUUGAUGUGCCUGAAGAAGUUGACAAUGGAAAAGUGGAACCUAACCUUCUCCCAGGUGAAAUCAAGAUAGCAGAGGCAAACAAUGUUUUGAAGUUUGCACCGCUGAAAACAAACAAGACGGGUAUAUCUGGUACAUUGUUUGUUACCAAUUUUAAGGUUUCAUUUGUAACAUCGCUGCCAGUAGAUAGCAAGGAAGCCGAACUCCACGAGAGAAGUCUGCAGAGCCACUACCUUGGCGUGCACGAUGUCUGCCUGUCAGAAGUUGAUCUCGUCUACCAGAUAUCAGAAGGAUCCACCAAAAAGAAGAGGCUGUUGUAUAAUGCUCCCCUCCCCGCCAGAGUGUCAGGGCUGCAGUUAGUGCUCAAGAAUCUGCGGGUGAUCAACUUUAGCUUCAAAUUCACGCCUGCGGGGGAGGACGUGCGGAUAGGGCAGGCGCUGCUCCAUCACGCCUUCCCCCCCUCCGUCGACCACCUCUUCCUCUCGUGCGGCCAUCCCUCGCCUUUCACGGGAAUCCCUGAAUUUUGUUUAGCACAAGAUUGGGAGAAGGAAUUGCAGAGAACAAGAUGUCCCAAUUGGAGAGUGUCAAAGCAUAAUGAAUUCUUUAACCUCUGCUCAUCGCUGCCUACAGUGGUGGUGGUGCCCAGAGACCUGCUGGAUGCACAGCUUGAGCAGGCUGCCCAGCACUUCCAGGGGACACGGCCGCCAGUGUGGUGCUGGGGAGCUUUAGGGGGAGCUGCCUUGGUCCGCAUGGCUCAGAUUUCGCCCAACAUUAGUGACAAGAUCUCCGUUACAAAGUCAAUGGGAACCUUGCAGAGAAGAAAGCUUGAGGAGGAAUCCCAACAGCAAGAGAAUCGCAUGAUGGGCCUCGUCCACCGCUGUCACCCAAAGAAGCUCCAACCCACGAUAAUUGACCUAGACCAAAAAUUACCGUCCCUAAAAGACGUUCAGAUAUCGUAUAUAAAGUUGCGAGAGCUACACACCCCAGAUGAUCCUACACAAUUUUGGGAGCAGGACCGCCAUUAUUUCAGCCGCUGGGAGUCCUCACGGUGGCUCUCCUAUGUGAGCAAGUGCCUAGAAGUGGCCCAGAAUGCUGCCUCUGCAAUUGCACACCACAACAGCUCUGUCAUUCUGCAAGAGAGCGAAGGUCGGGACAUGAGUGCUGUAAUCUCAAGCCUGGUACAGCUGUUGUUAGAUCCUCAGGUGCGCACUUUGAGGGGUUUCCACAGCCUAAUACAGAAGGAAUGGGUUGCUUUGGGGCAUUCCUUUUGCUUGCGCCUCGGACAUACGAGAAAUCAGCCGGAAGAACAGAGUCCAGUGUGGUUGUUAUUCCUCGACUGUGUUCAUCAAUUGAGUCUGCAGCAUCAUGCAGCCCUUGAGUUUACAUCAGAGUACUUGCUGGCGUUGUGGCAUGCCUCCCACUGCUCACUACACUCAAGUUUCAUGUUCAACUCAGUCAAUGCCAAGUACUCAGCCACAGCUGUAUUACAACGUGAAAAUCCUCAGCAACCAGUGUACCUCAGACCUGUUUGGUCUUGGUGGGCGGAGGAUCACGACUGGCUGGGCAGCGAGCAGAACGGAUCCUCAGAAAGCGUAAAGGGGAGGAGAUCAGCAGCACGUGACCUCUUCCUCAAUGUGCACUACAUUCAGAAUUUAAUGGAGUCCCUGUCGGUGAGUGGGGCCCUGGGGCGCCUGAGAGACCCUGUUUCGAGUGCGCAUCACACGUGGCACCGUAUACAGUACUUGUUAGGAGAUAGUGGGCCCUUGCCGUAUGACCCAAACGCUCCUCUGGGGCCUUUGCAAAUUGAUGCAAGCUUGAGAGUUGAUGUGGCCCUUAGUAGUCUCAAACCAUGGCAUGAAUGCUUCAGUGGAUGGAUAUCUGAGCCGUCUGUCACCAUAAAUGAAAUAGACUCGCUCUCCAGACAGUCCACCACAACUGUGCAGCACUGGGAGCACGUGCGGCAAAUCUACUACACCAUCAAGAGCCACCUGUCAGAGACCCUAACUAACGGUGUUGCUGAAUAGACUAUAUUGUUGGAAUUUGAUUUUUUGCCAGUGAAUAUAUUGCUUUAUGAAAAUGUAAUUGAUAUAUUAUCAUAUAUAAUUUAAGAUAACUGAUGUAUAGUUUGUUAGAGCUUAGAGAUUAUCAUUAACAAUUUUUGCUGCAAAGUAUUAAAGGAAAGAUAUUUUACAGAAACUUUGAGAGAUUCCAUUAGAGCAGAAAACCUCUCUCUGUCCAUAAUGGCACAACAAGUGCUUCCUCAUUUUUAUAGACAAAGACAGCAAACGGAUAUCAGUUAAUGGGCACAUUAAGGAAUGUAUGUUAGUACGCUUCUGUUUUGGCUUGCAUUGCAUUGCUUGAAUAGCAUUGCCUGCAGUUGUUUAAGGAUAAAUGGAUCAUUUGAAUAUUUGGGGUUUAAUUAUGGUGUUAGGCUGUUUGAUCUCAUUUUUCAAAUGUGUAAAUAUUAAUUUAUGUUUAACAUUAUUAUGGAAAGCAGUAAGUAUAUUACUGUGAUUGUAUGUUAUCGUUAUUGCUUUUAUAGUCACAAAUAUGUAGUCAGUCAUAAGUUCCUCCUCCGAUUUGUGAUUUAAGCGACUCCUCAUUUUGAAGGUUCAGGUGAUAUGAUUUGUUGGAAGUUCAGUUGCAUGUUGUCUGAAUCUGUGUAGCCAUAUGAAGAGAAAAAAAAAAAAGUGCUACAUAGUGUUUAAUUUCAUGUGCAAAAAUGUUUUGCCUUGCAGUACACAAAGCAGGUGGCAAGCUCAUGACCCAGGUCUCUUGAGCAAGCCAGUUGAUAAUGAAGUCUUCCCUCUGUCACAGCCCAGUUACUUGUACAUUAUAGAGAAUAUGGUCAGUAACAGCACGUCUUCUUCCUCUUAGCCAUAUAAGAAUGAUGUCUCCGUAUGUGCAAGAGAGACCAAGGGUUAUGUGUCGCAUCAGCUUAUUUAUAGAAGACUGAAAAGGAUGAGAUUGGAUUGGCAGGCUGUCGUCAAAGAAUCUAAGGUAUUGUAGGUGUGUAUCUGAUCACUUAGUUCUAUAUUAAAACAAAAUGUACUAUGUUGUUAUGAACACUCAACAUCCAAUACAUGGACACAAUAGUGAGCCACACAUAUAUAUGAAAAAUGUAUAAUAUAGACAUCAUAU
Messenger RNA from Penaeus monodon (black tiger shrimp), 3309 nucleotides. RefSeq names its product myotubularin-related protein 10-B-like. The record is from RefSeq and is a predicted model, not a curated record. Lineage: Eukaryota; Metazoa; Arthropoda; Malacostraca; Decapoda; Penaeidae. Bases 93 to 2192 code for a protein of 699 amino acids. The transcript has 13 exons.